AUGAGGUCGUCGUGGUGCUGUGUAAUUGCCUUCGUCCUCAGUCUUCAUCUGUCCAAUUCUGCAGCACAGACGCCUCGGAUUCCUAACAAGACUAAGCCACGGACAAUGCCAACGACUAGACCUGCAGCAGAUCAUCUGUCCACAGCAUAUUAUGCAAAAUCAUGCCCAAAUCUUGAAGCCAUCGUCAAUCAGAAAGUGAAUGCUUGGAUUAUACGGGAUUCGACAAUUGCUGCUAGCAUUAUCCGCCUGCAUUUCCAUGACUGCGCCGUUAGAGGAUGUGAUGCUUCAAUUUUGCUGAAUCAUCUAGGCAGUGAAAGAAGCGCCCAUGCAAGCAAGACACUACGAGGGUUCGCAUUAAUAGAUGAGAUCAAGGCCGAGGUGGAAAGGCGGUGUCCGCGAACUGUCUCUUGUGCAGACAUACUCACUGCCGCAGCUAGAGACGCAACUAUUCUUGCAGGAGGUCCUUUCUGGCAAGUGCCAUUUGGGAGGAAAGAUGGACGGGUAUCUCUUGCUACAGAAGCCAACAUGGUUCCCCAGGGGCACGAGAACAUCACUUCCUUGAUUGGCUUAUUCCAAAAACUCGGUCUAAACAUACUCGAUCUUGUUGUCCUCUCUGGCGCACACACCAUAGGCAGAAGCAGUUGCUCUUCUAUUCAGCAAAGGUUCUCCAACUUCAAUGGAACAAGAAAACCUGAUCCAUCUAUUGAUAUCAAUUAUCUGAAAUCUCUGAAGAGACUCUGUAAAUUGGGCACUAAUUUUGUUAACCUUGAUGUCACAACUCCAAGGACAUUUGAUUUGGCUUACUAUACAAAUCUUGAAAAGAAAAUGGGAUUGCUGUCCACUGAUCAAUUGCUUCAUUCAGAUUCAAGAACUUCACCUCUAGUUGAUGCCUUGGCAUCUCAGGCACGGCUCUUUACCAGCCAAUUUGCAGUGUCUAUGGUGAAUUUGGGAAAUGUGCAAGUUCUUACUGGCAAAAUGCAAGGGGAAAUAAGAAGAAAUUGCAAUUUUGUCAAUUCUUGA
Molecule: messenger RNA, 1020 nt
Organism: Fraxinus pennsylvanica
Lineage: Eukaryota; Viridiplantae; Streptophyta; Magnoliopsida; Lamiales; Oleaceae
Source: the annotation of a GenBank genome assembly